Trichoderma asperellum CBS 433.97 is the source of this 405-nucleotide messenger RNA. The record is from RefSeq and is a predicted model, not a curated record. Lineage: Eukaryota; Fungi; Ascomycota; Sordariomycetes; Hypocreales; Hypocreaceae.
AUGUCCUUGUUGUUUCUGAUGCUGGUGAUCUGGAGAGUAGACGGUUUCGUGGAGAGAAGCGAGGGCAAGAUGUCCUUAUGUAUUUUGGAAGCAAAGGCAAAUCUGACGAGAGAGAGCGUGCGAGUAGCGCAGGCCAGGGGGGGUCUCUGUUUAGUGCUCGUACUCAGUGGGAUUGGGGGGGCGUGCAGCGCUGAGGGGGGUGCGGAGAUGCAGAGCGCUGUGCUGCUGAGGUUUGCAUUUGGACAUACAUACGUCAGCCCAGUCUGUCUCGGCGCGAGUACCAGCGGGGCUUGUACCUCUCGAGAAAAAAACCCAGACCGCAAGAUGGAUGGCAGCCCCCACAAGCCUUCCCGUGUGCCCGUGCUCGAUACGGAUCAACUCAUGCUGGGCGCUUCUCGCAGCUGA